Apis laboriosa (Himalayan honeybee) is the source of this 1506-nucleotide messenger RNA. RefSeq names its product carbonic anhydrase 2-like. The record is from RefSeq and is a predicted model, not a curated record. The coding region runs from base 92 to 1021 and encodes 309 amino acids. The transcript has 6 exons. Gene Ontology annotation, cellular component: cytoplasm. NCBI's taxonomy places the organism in Eukaryota, Metazoa, Arthropoda, Insecta, Hymenoptera, Apidae. Gene Ontology annotation, molecular function: zinc ion binding; carbonate dehydratase activity.
CUGUCUAAUACUCUGUCGACGUUAUCAAGAAAAUUUGCGAAAAAAAUCUGUGUGAAAAUUGUUAUUAAUCUUAUGUCAUUAGAUAAAAACGAUGUUUGUAUUGUCUGUGUCUAUAUUUACAAUAGAUUUAAAAUAUUCGGUCCUUUUAUUGAUAUUAUCUCAUCACUUAGUUUUAUGCGCGGCUAAAGAGUCUGAUUGGUCGUAUUCGGGGGAUAAUGGUCCGACAAAUUGGGGAGGUCUAUGCGUGACUGGAAAGAAACAAUCACCAAUAAAUAUCGUCACUGAAGAUACCAUUAAUACCGAUAUUGGCGAACUUAAAUUCAUAAGAUAUGAUUUUGCGUUUGAAUGCAAAAUCACGAACAAUGGUCAUUCUGUGCAACUUCAAUUAUCUGGUGUACCGGUUCAUCUUGAAGGGGCAAAUCUUGAAUCCACAUAUAUCCUAGAGCAAAUACAUUUUCAUUGGCCUGCCGAGCACACCGUGGAUAACAAUCGUGAUGCAUUAGAGUUACAUUUCGUGCAUUACAAAGAACAAUAUGGCAAUACAAGCGCUGCAUCGAAGCAUGAAAAUGGAAUUGCUGUUGUCGCCACAUUAUUCGAGUUGGAUAGCGAAGACAAUAUGGAAAUAAUGCCAAUACUGAAAGCAACGGAAUUAAUAUCUAACGGAAUCGGGAAGAGUACAGAGUUAAAUGAAAGCAAGUUUAUCCCUUCUCUCUUUUUACCGAAAGAUCAUACAACGUAUUAUCAUUAUGAUGGAUCUUUCACGACUCCUGGAUGUCAAGAAACUGUGAUGUGGUAUAUUCUUACUGAAAAAUUGUCGGUAUCAGAACAGCAGUUAAACAUUUUUAAAAGUGUAGAAACAAGAAAUGGCACUUUGAGUUUCAAUUACAGGCCGACUCAAGCAAUUGGAAAAAGGACAAUUUAUCACCAUCUGCUUGGAUAUUCUACCGCAGGUAUUGUUUCUUGUAAUUUACUUAAUGUAUAUCUUAGUCUUUUUCUAAGCAAAUUUUUAUUGUACAAUUAAAUUUAAAAAAAAUUUUAAUCAAUCUUUAAUAAGUGACAAAAUUCAAUGAAUGUUAUUAUUACAUACAUAUACCAUUAACCAUCUCACAUCAUGCAGAACAAUAAUAUAUUUUUAUAGCAUAUUAAAUUAUUAUUCGUAAAAGAAAUUGUAUGUAUUCAUUUGUAUAUAUAUAUAUAUAUAUUAUAUUAUUGUAUAUUAUUUGUAUAUAUACUAUGUAUAAGUAAAUGUAUUUAUGAAUGUUCAAAUAAUAUAUAUACGAAAAUUAAGCAAUACCUAACAUAUACAUAAAUAAUACGAUUCAUUGUACAAUGCAUAACAUGAUGAGUGCUGUGUUGUAAGUAUAUAUCUAUACGUAUGUAAUAUAAUGUAUAAAAUUGAAAAUGUUUAAAACAAAAUCAACAAUAAACAAAAAUAUGAUAAUUGUUAAAAGAAGUCGUUGUAAAAGGGAUAUUUGUUCCUAUAAAUUGAUUAUGAAACAAAUAAGA